Molecule: messenger RNA, 1575 nt
Organism: Pezoporus flaviventris
Lineage: Eukaryota; Metazoa; Chordata; Aves; Psittaciformes; Psittacidae
Product: C-C chemokine receptor type 9-like
Exons: 3
Coding region: 282-1487 (401 amino acids)
Biological process (GO): G protein-coupled receptor signaling pathway; chemotaxis; immune response
Cellular component (GO): membrane
Molecular function (GO): scavenger receptor activity; chemokine binding; chemokine receptor activity
Source: RefSeq, a predicted model, not a curated record
AAUCACAGAGGAGUUUUCACUGUGAGGAAAGGAAACCUCUUGGUCAGCCUCAGCAGAGGGUGUAACCCCCAGUUCUGUUCCAUUUCUGCAGAAUCUGAUGGUUUUUAAGCUCAGCACAUGGAGCUGCGUAUGCCCCUGCCAUUAGCACACACACUGAAUGAGGAGCUUAAAAGUCAACCCCAAAUUGGGCUCAAAAGUGAGUAUGUGGAAGGUAAAUGAAGACACAGAAGAGAUGCUGGUCACGGAGCCUCCUUCAAGACUGAGUGAAGCUCUGGGUGAAGAUGGCUGCUGCAAGUGUAGUCACCCACCCUGGCAAGACCAACCUGGAAUACUAUAGGAACGACAGCACAGAGCUGUCCCUGUAUGGAAUCCCAGUGAACAACAGGGACUUUAUGUGUGACAUGAGGCAGGUCAGGCAGUUUGCUCGAGCCUUCCUGCCUGUGUUCUUCUGGCUCAUCUUCUCUGUGGGCACUGUGGGAAAUGCCUUGGUCCUGCUCGUGUAUUGCAAACACUGCUUCAGGAGGAGCUUGAUGGAUCAGUACCUGCUUCACUUGGCCAGUGCAGACCUCCUCCUCCUCUUCACCCUCCCCUUCUGGGCCAAGGCUGCCUCCGAUGGCUGGAUCUUCAAGAACCUCAUGUGCAAAGUUGUCAACAGUAUGUAUAAGAUCAACUUCUGCAGCUGCAGCUUAUUUCUAACCUGCAUCAGCUUGGGCAGGUACAUCACUAUUGUCCAGGUGACGAAAGCUAACGCCUCUAAGCGAAGGCAGCUCCUGCGCAGCAAAGUGAUGCGCUGGGCUGUCUGGCUGACAUCCGUGAGCCUGUGCAUCCCAGAAAUCAUGUACAGCCAAAGCAUGCAGGUGGGUGACACAACAGUUUGCAAAAUCACAUAUCCACCAACCAUCAGCAUGAAUUUCAGAGUUACUGUCCUAGCCUUGAAAGUCACAUUUGGAUUCUUCCUCCCGCUCCUUGUCAUGAUUAUUUGUUACACCCUUAUCAUCAACACCCUCCUGCAAGCCAAAAGAUCCCACAAGCAGAAGUCACUGAAGAUCAUCACCAUGAUCAUCACCGCUUUCCUCCUCUCCCAGUUCCCGUACAACAUUGUUUUGCUGGUCAAAGCCAUCAGCACCUGUGCCAGGGCGACAGAGAGCUGUGAUGCUGCCGGGCGGCUGGACAUCACGCUGCAGGUCACCCAGAGCAUCGCCUUCCUCCACAGCUGCCUCAACCCCUUUCUCUACACCUUUGCUGGUGAGCGGUUCAGGACAGCCCUGGGCAGGGCAAUGCUGAGUGGUGGCUUCUGCUGGGGCAGGGGCCAAGACCAGUGCUCCUCUGCCUGCAACAGCCAUGAGCACAGCUCACACUGGUCCUUUGCCGUGCUGGGGAAGCGGCGGGUGAGGAGCUCCUUCACUCUCAAGCGCACGCUUAAUCAUAGAGUCAUAGAAUCAGCCAGGCUGGAAAACACCUUUAAGAUCAUCAAGUCCAACCACUGACCUCCUCCAUUAUGGCCCCUCCGUGCCAAGUCUUCUUGUAAGUUAGUGUUUGUCUCUGCCCUGCUCCAGAGGAGCACCAGACUCCUUG